Diversispora eburnea is the source of this 4587-nucleotide messenger RNA. The record is from the annotation of a GenBank genome assembly. NCBI's taxonomy places the organism in Eukaryota, Fungi, Glomeromycota, Glomeromycetes, Diversisporales, Diversisporaceae.
AUGGCCCAGCAAAAAAAUCCUGUAAUCUUACCAGCGAAGGGACAACACUGGGAAACGAACAGUAUGUAUUAUAACUUUAAAUUGGCUCAUAGCUUUGGUGAUCUUUUUGAUCAAUUACUUAAAAAAUAUCUUAAAAAUUUAGCUUUAAUUCAAUUUGGAUCAAUAAAUCAACCGUCCACCAAUUUGCCGUUAUCGUCCUCCCCAAUUCAACCACCUCUAAUCAGCGGAGGAAGUCAUCCCCCUCCAUUACCUAAAAGUGGUACCCCUACAUUUGGGACGGUAACUACACGAAGUUCAGAAGAGCUGGUACAACCAACACCAACGCAACCAGUUGUUGCUUCUUCUGGCCCUGGAGCUGUUACUGGCGCACCUAGGCUUGCUACACGUAUACAAAAUGAAAUUCCUCGAACUCAUUCUGCUCCACCGCAGCUUAAUCUCCAAGAUUCAAUUAAUGUCAAAAAUGUAGGCCAACAGUCAAGUCAUCAAUCAAUUACUACUGUACCACCACAUCGUACUCAACCAGUACCCAAUGUACAACAGCUGUCCGCGGCUUCAUCUCAUCAACAACCUACUCCUCCAACUUCAAAUCCUACUCCACAUCAUCGUAAAGAUUCUAUAUCUUCAAAUGAUGGUCAGCAAAUUCAAACUUAUCAUCCUCAUCAACCUCAACCUCAACCUCAUCAUAAUAACCAUAAUCCUCCAAACCAACAACACGCUCAUACACAAUAUCAUCAACAUUCUCGACCACAUUCACAUAUCAAGCCUAGUGGUGGGAUGGGUCCGGGAUCUGUACAAGGGGUACAACAAUAUCAUCCAAGGCGAGACAAGAAUGGUCAUCCUCACAUAACCUCCGCUCAACAAACAGUUCCUACACAAGCUCAAAUGGCAAUGACUGGACAGCCAACAAUGCCGAUACAACUUGGGUUUUAUCGCUCCAGACCACAACAUUCUUAUAACCCUGCUCCUUAUACCCCUUCUCAACCAAAAAGUAAAGCUGUCCCAAUAAUAAAUCCUACGGAUAAGACAGUUGUCAAACCUACUCCUACCGCCAAACCCAUUCCUCUGGGUAAUUCAACUAUAAAGAAAGAUGAGACUCCUGUAUCUGUAGCUGUUGAUGUUAAAAAGCAUGAUGAUGCCGAUAAGGAAAAAGAAAAUCACAUUCCGGAUGCAGAUAAGAAAGAGUCAAGAGCAGUUCCUAUAGUUAAUCCUAUUUAUAAAGAAAAAGAGCGUGAAGAAAAAGAGCGUAGAGAACGUGAGGAAAAAGAACGUUUAGAAAGGGAAGAGAGAGAGCGUAAAGAGCGCGAGGAAAGAGAAAGAAUAGAAAGGGAAGAGAGAGAGCGCAAGGAGCGCGAGGAAAAAGAACGCAAAGAGCGCGAGGAAAAAGAACGUAUAGAGCGUGAAGAAAAAGAAAGAAUAGAAAAAGAACGCAAAGAGCGUGAAGAAAGGGAACGUAAAGAGCGUGAAGAAAAAGAAAGGAUAGAAAGAGAACGCAAAGAACGUGAAGAAAGAGAGCGCAAAGAGCGCGAAGAAAAAGAAAGAAUAGAAAGGGAGGAAAGAGCAAGAAUAGAAAAAGAAGAGAAAGAGCGCGAAGAAAGAGAACGCAAAGAGCGUGAAGAAAAAGAGCGCAAAGAGCGCGAAGAAAAAGAAAGAAAAGAAAGGGAAGAAAGAGAAAGAAUAGAAAAAGAAGAGAAAGAGCGUAAAGAGCGCGAAGAAAGAGAAGAACGAGAACGCAAAGAACGUGAAGAAAGAGAGGAGGCUGAGCGGUUACGUAAGGAAAAGGAGGAAAAGGAGGAAAAAGAACGACAGGCUCGAGAAGAGCUCGAAAAGGUUCACCUUGAAAAUGAACUAGCGAGGCAGGCUGAAAAAAAGAGACUAGAGGAAGAAAAUGUUAAAGCUGAAGCCGAAGAGGCAGAAAAGAAAAAAGAGACCGAAUCAAAAGAACCAAAAGAUAAGAAAUAUGGAAAAGGAAAUAAGCCUGGACCAUUGGAUCUUUCUUUAUCUCGCACAGCCUCAGCACCAGCACUAGGAAGUGCUCUUCUUAGUGCUCGUAGAAUCGAAGAUUUAACGGCUGUAACAUAUCCAGCGAAUAUUCAAUCUCCUAAAAAUUCUGAACCUGGAAAAUAUAAAUAUGAUCGUGGUUUCCUUAUGCAAUUCAUGACUGUUUGUAAGGAUAAGCCAGAAAAUUUACCUACAGAUGUUAUUGCUAUGGAAGAAGCCAAGGAUGAUAAAAAAAGAGGCACACGUGCCAAUUCUCGUCCCACACAGCAUUCUAAAGGCAGUCCAAAUCAAACUACACAGUAUGCACAAAUGGGUGAAUUUAAGUUCACACCAAAGACAAGUGAAGAACGUUUCCUCGCUUCAACUAAUACAAGUUCCAGAUCUAUUAGUUCCACGGGUAGUUUUGGUAGUAGGUCUACACUUGGUCCUCGUACAGGUAGUGGAAGCACAAUAUUGCCACCCAUGAUGAAUAUUCCACAAAGUCCAGGUAGGAAUUCCAGUAAUACUCGACGAAAUACAGAUAAACAUGGUAAAAAAGGUAUACAUCAAUCUCAACAAGGUCAGAAUAUGGGACAAGAACCAGUACCACCUCUUGAAAUGACGGAAAAUCGAUGGGUUCCCGUUUCAGUGAGCAAUCAACAUAACAAAUCAACAGAUGACUUUAUACCGAUGGAAACAGUACAGCGUAAAGUUAAAGCUUUAUUAAAUAAAUUGACAUUAGAGAAAUUCGAUAGUAUAUCAGAUCAAAUUAUUGAUUUUGCCAAUAAAUCUAGAGAUGAAAGAGAGGGGCGAAUAUUAAAAGAGGUUAUUCGUCUUACAUUCGAGAAAUCAUGUGAUGAACCAAAUUUCAGUCAAAUGUAUGCACAACUUUGUCGUAAAAUGAUGGAAAGGAUAGACGUUGAGAUAAUAGACGAAAACGUUAAAAACGCUGAUGGUAAAUUUGUUCAGGGUGGUACAUUGUUUAGAAAAUAUUUGUUAAAUAGAUGUCAGGAAGAUUUUGAAAAAGGUUGGAAAGUCAAUGUUCCUUUACCAUCUAAUGAAAAAGGCGAGCCUGAUCUUAUGUCAGACGAAUACUAUACAGCGGCAAAAGCAAAAAGACAUGGACUUGGUCUGAUACGCUUUAUUGGUGAAUUAUUUAAAUUAAAUAUGCUUACUGAGCGUAUUAUGCAUGAAUGUAUAAAAAAAUUGUUGACUGUAUCCGGUAAUCCUGAAACUCCUGAAGAGGAAGAAAUGGAAAGUUUAUGUAAAUUAUUAACUACUGUUGGGCAACAACUUGACCAUGAGAAAGCAAAAACACAUAUGGAUACAUACUUUAGUCGAAUGGAAGAUAUCUCGAGAAACCCAAAAAUAAGUAGUCGUAUAAGAUUUAUGUUACAGGCAAGUCAUUAUAUUCAAUUUGAUGUAAUUGAACUACGAAAUAAUAAUUGGAUACCGAGACGUGAUAACAAUGCUCCAAAAACCAUUGCUGAAAUUCACGAAGAUGCUGCCAAACAAAAAGAAGAUGAAUUUAUGAGGAGAACUGCAAGUUCAGGUGGCAGAGGAUUGCCUAAAAUGGCGGAUCAAAUGACACGUGUCGGUUCUGGUCGUCGCGAUCAUCGCGACAAAAGUUCGAGUGGUGGACAAUCACUUGAUGGUUGGAGCACAGUUAGUGGUUCAUCAUCACGGAAAGCUGGCGAUCUAUCUAAAUUUGGGUCAGUAUCGCGUAGUAAAGUCUCCGGUCCUGUAAGUUUAGCUCCUGGUGGAGGGGUGGGUGCUUUUACAGGUGGAUCGAAAGGAUGGAAAACUGAGAACAAAGAUCGUGAAGAUAAAGCUUCCAGCAUGGCACGAGCAAAUUCAACUUCGAAUUUGUAUAGUGUAUUAACUCAUGCUGAUACUGAGCGUAAAUCGUUUGAAGGACCCACUACCGACUCACCGAAAGCAUCCCCCCCAGCAGAAAGGAAAAAGUUAAUCCUUCAUCCACGAUCCAUUCAAGAAAGUAAUGUUGCUCCUAAACCAACUACAGCCGCUCCCUCACCACCACAACCAUCACUGAUAUCAGAGGAGGUGGCAGAAAGAAAAAUCAAUAAUAUGAUAGCUGAAUACUUUAACGUACUAGAUAUACAAGAGGUUAUUUUAUGUGUAAAAGAUUUGCCCAAUGAAUAUCAUUCAAAGGUGGUCUCAUCAUUUGCCAAUAAGGUACUCGAAAAGAAACAAGAUGAUGUACGUAAAGUCAUUGAAAUGUUUGACCGAGUCAUGAACGAAGGCGUGCUUACCAAGAAGGAAUUUAUAGAUGGUUUAGCUGUUACCAUAGAAUUUUUGAUAGACAUUGGUGCUGAUGCACCAAAAUCUUACACUUUUACUGGACAAUUGUUAUUUACCGCUCGAUUUGAUCUUAAAGAAGUAACGGAAAUAUUAAAGCCUUUAUUAGAUGAUGUAAAGGGCACAGAAAAGGUGGUGGCUGGAUAUAUAGAAGAAUGGAAAAGAGAAAUUGACGAACAAUCAAUUGCGCGAAAGGUGAAAGAUUCCGGUUUUGAUUUUAAAUUAAUAUUUCCUCACAGCGAUAUAAAUAAAUCCCUUGAAAGUAUUGGGCUUGAGACAUUAAAAAAAUAA